GAGUUGAGAAUUCGCCAACCGAUUGUGGCAGUACUCGGCCACGUAGACUCGGGCAAGACAUCACUGCUAGAUAACAUACGGGGAACCGGCGUCCAGGGGAGGGAGGCCGGAGGUAUCACGCAGCAUAUAGGAGCCAGCUUUCUUCCCGACGACGUAAUAAAGAAGAGGUGCGGCAACCUCUACGACAAGAUGGGGCGAGCCGGAAGCAGGAUCCCCGGAGUGCUGGUAAUCGAUACCCCGGGACACGAGGUCUUUAGAAACCUUCGCGUUCGUGGGGGUUCUGCUGCAGAUAUUGCAAUCCUGGUGGUUGAUGUCAACCGCGGCUUUCAACAGCAGACAAACGAGAGCUUUAACAUACUGAAGGACAGAAAGGUGCCGUUUGUCGUGGCCCUGAACAAGGUGGACCAGAUAUCUGGCUGGCGCAAGACAGGCACCAUGUCUGUGAUCCGGUCCAUAGCAGAGCAGGAUGCCUCGAUCCGGGCAGAUCUGGAUCAGAAGAUAUACGACGUGAUUGGAACGCUGUCGGUCCUUGGGUACCAGUCAGAGGCAUUCUACCGGGUAAAGGACUUUACAAAGGAGAUAGCCAUAGUGCCCAUCAGCGCCAGAACCGGCACGGGGGUGUCGGAGAUCCUGGCGAUGCUGGUGGGGCUCACCCAGCAGUACCUGCUCAAAAAGCUGGCGCAAGAGGAGAAGCCCACCAGGGGACUUGUCCUUGAAGUAAACGACGAGGCAGGAAUGGGUCCUACCGCCAACAUAAUUCUGAUCGACGGUUCGAUGGGAAAGAGCGACACAAUACUCGUGGCAAAGCGGGACGACAUAAUCGUUACGAGGCCCAAGGCAAUAAUGCUGCCAAAGCCGCUGGACGAGAUGCGCGAUCCCCGUGACAAGUUCAAGAGCGUGAGCUCGGUUCAGGCUGCCGCCGGAAUCAAGAUUGCCUCGCCGGAUCUGGAUGGCGUGCUUCCCGGCUCCACCGUAUACGUGGCAAAGAGCGCGUCUGAGAUCGAGCCGCUAAGGAGAGCCAUCGAGUCGGAGAUGAGAUCUGUGUUUGUGGAGACCGAGUCUGACGGCAUCAUAGUAAAGUGCGACACCAUCGGAUCCCUGGAGGCGAUAACUGAGAUGCUGCGGCGCCAGCAGAUACCGAUUGCCAGGGCAGACAUAGGCCCGGUAAACAAGCGCGAUGUAAUCGAGGCCAAGGCCGUCAAAAAGAAUGACAGGCAUCUGGGAGUCGUGCUGGCAUUCAACGUCAAGGUGCUUCCGGAUGCGCAGACAGAGUCGGAGAUGUACCACGUCCAAAUAUUUGGCGACAGGGUAAUCUACCGCCUACUGGACAGCUAUACCGACUGGGUGGAGAAGGACACCAUGCACGAGGAGGAUGCCACGUUUGGCGAGCUGACACCGAUUGCAAAGUUCACGUUCCUGAGAGGGCUUGUGUUUCGCAACAAGGAUCCCGCGGUAUUUGGAAUCAGGGUAGAUGUUGGAACGCUGCGGCAGAAGGUGCACUUUAUGAGUGAGCGCGGAAAAAGGAUUGGCCAGAUACACCAGCUGCAGGAAGACAAGAAGACUGUGGGAUCGGCUCAGGAGGGCAGUGAAGUUGCCUGCUCCACCCACGGUGCGGUAGUCGGACGGAACAUCAGGGAGGAGGACGUGUUUUACACACUGCCGUACUCACACGAGGCAAGGCAGCUGCUCAAGAGGUUUACCCACAGGCUGUCUCCGGAGGAGCUUGGGAUACUAGACCACGUUGUGAAGGUACAGAGGGAGAUAGAUCCUGCAUACGGGUACUAG
Geodia barretti is the source of this 1785-nucleotide messenger RNA. The record is from the annotation of a GenBank genome assembly. NCBI's taxonomy places the organism in Eukaryota, Metazoa, Porifera, Demospongiae, Tetractinellida, Geodiidae.